UCGGCGGCGCAAGCACAAGCAAGAUGAGCGUGAAGGGCGUGGAAGAGCUGUCGCCUGUGGGGAAGCCGAGUGGCGGCGGCAUGCAACAGCGGUGCGGUCCGUGGAGCGACGCUGAAGUCGCGUUCGCCACACGGCUGUCGGAUGACUUUAAAGCGGGCCUCCUGCCGGACGUCCCCAACGGGAUCCCGCUGCGCAAGUGGCUCAGCGAAAAGCUCAACUGCACGCCGAUGCGGUUGAGCAAGAAGUUUGACAAAACGUCGGGUGUGCUAGGGAUGUGCCGAUACACGUGCAACGUCAUGUCGAUCGCGAGCAUGUCGGCGGAGAAGUCCAAGCGCCGCCAGGAACAGCUCGAUCAACUUGAAGCGGCGUUCCGGCAAGCAGUCCAUGACGAGCAAACCAAACUGUCCGAGUUCCACAUCCAGCAAACCCACAAGCAUCAGUACAUCUCGGCGGCGUCCUCGACCAAGAAGCGGAAGAAGAGUGGAUCGACAACGGCCACGCCGACGUUGUUGAAGCGCGCCAAAGCGUCGGGAAGCGCCGUGGUCGGGGGACAUUUGCUCGGAACGACGAUGCAUCACGACUACUCCAACCCUUCGUUGGCCCCGAACCAAGCAGACUUGAGCCUCGGGUUCUUGCUGCUCGAGCUACAGAAGGGCAUGCCGCCGGCAAGGGUCGACUGAGCCCGCGGCUUCCUCGUCGUCGACUAAACGUAAUAUGUCAUGGGUGUGUACAACACGUCGUCGUUCCGUC
Molecule: messenger RNA, 750 nt
Organism: Aphanomyces invadans
Lineage: Eukaryota; Oomycota; Saprolegniomycetes; Saprolegniales; Verrucalvaceae
Exons: 1
Coding region: 24-680 (218 amino acids)
Source: RefSeq, a predicted model, not a curated record